Trichoderma virens Gv29-8 is the source of this 3198-nucleotide messenger RNA. RefSeq lists its product as uncharacterized. Gene Ontology annotation, molecular function: protein binding. The transcript has a single exon. The annotation marks the transcript as partial. Gene Ontology annotation, cellular component: NuA4 histone acetyltransferase complex. NCBI's taxonomy places the organism in Eukaryota, Fungi, Ascomycota, Sordariomycetes, Hypocreales, Hypocreaceae. The record is from RefSeq and is a predicted model, not a curated record.
AUCGUGGCGCCCAUUCACCCUGUUGCGUCGAAGCGUGACGGCCCCCUCGAUAGCCGGCGAGGCGGACCUUGGGGCAUGAAUCAACCGGCCGCUUACACGCCCCUCGAGUCGCUGUUCCUGUUCCAGUCGCUGCUUUCCCAUGGAGUCGACAGUGGGGCGUUUGCGCGCAUCUCGGAGCUGCUCAAGGGGAAUGCGCUCAUCAAGAGCAGCGACACCUACGAUGCUGCGCGUCUAGCCCCCGAGGCACUGCAGCAGCUGUUCCUGCGGCUGCUGCGUGACGAGCUCAAGAGCGAUGCGGAGCGCGCUGAAGGGGGGGCAGCGGGAGGCGGCGAUGGAUUGGGGUCACCUGGGUCGCGUAAGAGGAAGCUGGGGAGUCCGCCGCUGCCGACGCUUAAGGAGGUGUACGAGAAUGUCGACAAAAUCCCGGCCAUGGUCGAUCGAAUGUACGCACGGUAUCGAGACCACACGGUGGAACUGAUUCGCGAGGACGAACGCAGAUUUGCAACACUGCAGAGGGAGAUUCAAUUGCUGGAGCGGAGCGAAAAGGAGAGACUUGCCAAGGUGGCAGCGAGCCAGAAUGUCACGCCGAGUCUGGCUCCACGAGAUCCAAGGGCGGCGGCAGCGACAACGACAGUGACAGUCCCAUCAUCGACAGCACCAGUACCAUCACCGAUGCCACCUUCAAAUGGAGUUGCUCCCUCUCCAGCACAAGCACCAACAGCCCCAUCAGGAAUCAGGAAGGGACCGACUCCCAAUACGCCUGUCCCGCCGCCGAAGCCCCCCGUAUCUGGCGUUGUAGCGCCCAAGGUCGCGUUACCGAGUCAAUUGGUGGCUGCAACACCACCAUCUCGACCUCCUGUCUCGCCGAAGCCGCCCAAUGGAACGUCUUCCGUGCUUCAAGCGCCUGCUGGGGCUCCCACGCCGCAACCAACCUCCCAAGUGUUGCAGCCGCCGACGCAGCAACCGCCGAAACAAAUGAUUUCUCCUCGACCAGAGGCUGCUGGUCCGCAGCCUCCAGCUGUGCCAGGAGCUACCCCCGCUCAGGCUGGGUCGCUUAAAUGGGAGAAGCCGUAUCAACCUCCUCAAACAACGCAAGGCCUCCCAGCCGAGCAAUUCUCGCCACCAGUUCUCUCUUCUCCAGGCAAUGCAGCUGUUCAAAAGGCACCACCGCCACAGCAGCAGCAGCAGCCUCCACCUCCGCAGCAACAAUGGCAACGACAGCCAGUAUCUCAUCCCCAACAUCCACAACAGCAGCCUAUUCAGUAUCCCCCACAACCGCCACAUGGACAAGUGGCACCCUCACCACAACCACAACCACAACCACAACCGCAACCGCAACAGCAACAGCAACAGCAGCCACAACAACAGGCUCGGCCAACAGCGGCAAAACCUGUCCUGGUUCCUCCUCAACCUGCAGGCCAACUGGCUCCUCCUCCCCUGCAGCCGGGGCCUCCUCGUCCAACCGGGCCAGGGACUCCACAGCAGGCUCGCCCGCCAUCAACACCUUCAGCCGCACCGGGCCGUCCUCUCCAACCUCAGCAACAGCCUCAGCUUCAUCCACAACAGCAGCAGGCCCAACAAGGCCAGCAGGCCACCCCUCAGCAUCAGCAUAUUCAGAGGGCAGUGCAGGCCCAACCAUCCUUAUUGGCCCAGAAAUUCCAGCAUAUACCGAGAAUCCAGACUCCACGAGCAAUUGCUUCCGCAAACCCCGCCAAAACAUCACCUUCAGUAACCGCUGCUGGAUCUCCUAUUCCCAACAAGGGGACUCCUGGAGUUAUUGCGACGCAGCGAUGGCAGCCAGGCGCUUCCUCAGCACAGCAGGGAGCCCGGACGAUGCCCUCUGCUUCCCCUACAGCCAAAGACAAGGCAUAUGGCGCGUCAUACGUUGCUCAAGCACCACGCCCUGCUAUUCCAGAGCAUAUGAUUCGUCAGGCGGCUGCUACUCCAGGACCUACCAGGCGCCUUAGUCCGGCGUCUCCUGCACCACGGACACCAGCACCGUCUAGUCCCGUCUCUCUUAAACGCGGGUUCGGAACGAAAUGGGCAUCUCACUCGACACCAUCCACUCCUGGUCCGAUAGCAUCGGAGCCGGAGAGCCCGGCUUACGAACCCGUUAGCCCUCCACUGCCGCGGCCCGCCAUCGCAAAGGACCUUGCAGCCAAGGUAGUUCCCAAGCUGGCAGUUGCGAAACCAACAGCCAAAGUCGAAGCGACGCCCCCAGCGAAGGCACCUCGAGGUCGACCCCCCCGUUCGGUGCAGAGAAGUCGUGGCCCAAGCGCAACGCCGUCUGCCACAGGCACAAGGAGAAGCCAGUCUGUGAUAUCCCAAACAGAUGAACUCUCUCUAGACCAUUCUAUGACCAAGGUGAAGAAGGAAGUUGCAACGCCGCGGCUUCGGGAAGAAACCGGCGAUACAACUGCGGAUGAGAGCAUGCCAGGACGUGGCCUCAUGGCUACACCUAGUAGUAUGACCCGUGCACCCAAGCGGAAGCGGCAGGAUACUCCUACUGACCUUCAAGGCCCUCCAACGCAUGUGUUGUGGACGCGGGGAUUCACAAAGGUGUCCUCGUCAGCCCUCGACCAGAUAUCGAGUCAUCGCGAUGCCAAUAUGUUUGCGACCGCCCUGCGCGAAAAGGACGCGCCGAAUUAUAGGCAAAUCGUCCUGCAGCCGCAAGACAUUACCUCUAUCCGUUCUGCCAUCAAAGCAGGUAACAAAGCGGCGCUGCAAGCGGCUGCUAAUUUGCCGGGUGGCGAUCCGGGCACAGCAAGCGUUUGGCUUCCCAUCUCUGACGAUCUCGUGCCUCCCAGAGGAAUCAUUAACAGCGCUCAUCUCGAGCGUGAAUUAGUGCACAUGUUUUGCAAUGCUAUCAUGUACAACCCCGAUCCAGAUCGCGGUCCCGGGCCAGCAUUUAUUAGAAGGUCUCACAGCGACGAGGAAGAAAUCGUUGGUUAUCGACUCGACGAGAACGGAGUGGUUAAGAACACGCAGAGCAUGUUUCUCGAGGUUGAGAAGCUACUGGGCGAUUUGCGCGCGGCAGAAAAGGACCGAGGUAUUCCGCCAAUAUCUACAACGAGGCAAGGCAGCGUGGCCACCCCGGCGGAAGACACUGCCGAGGAGGAAGACGAGCUCGCUGGCGAUGGGGACUCAGCUUCGGCCUCGGGAACGGCCAAGAGGAGACGCAUCAGUACUAGGAGUUAG